CCUCCUCCGCCGCCGCCGCCUCCGCCGCCGCCGCCGCCGCUUCCGCCGCCGCCGCGCCGCCCGAUGCGCCUCCUCGCCGCGGCGGCGAGAGCACACCGUUCGUCACACCGCCAUUUCCUCCUCUCCUCCAGCUUCCACCUCUCCUCCGCCGCCACCUCCACUACCACCUCCUCCACCUCCUCCUACGAUCCCAUCAAGCAAUUCCUCCUCCUCCUCCCCUCCAACACCCACUCCCACCACCACCACCUCUCCCUGCCGGCCUCCCUCCGCCGCGACGCCGUCCUCGCGCUCGCCCGCCUCAUCAAGGUCUCCCCUCCAUGCCUCCUCGCGCUCCACGCGCUCACCUCCCCCACGUCGUCGUCGUCGUCGCCGUCACCGCUCCCGGCCCGCUUCGCCGCCGCGCUGCGCCUCGCCUCGUCGGCCCAGGCGCUCCCCACCUUCGCGUCGCUCCUCCUCGCGGCUCUGCUGCCGGAUGCGACCCCUGAUCUGCUAGCGUUCUGCGAGGGGUUCCGUGGGCGUAGCGGGAGGUACGCCGCGCGCCGCCUCGCCCUCCAUGCCUUCCUCGCCGCUGGCAUGGCUGACGAGGCGCUCGACGUGCUCGCGCGCGUCCGCCGCGCCGGGGACACGCCCAGCCUGUCUGCAUUGGCGGCGCUGCUGCGCCUGCUCUUCCGUGGCGGGGAGGUCCGGGCUGCCUGGAAGGUGUUCGAGGAAAUGGCUGCGAGGGGACCGAGGCCUAACCUUGCCAUAUUCAACGCCAUGAUCUUUGGGUUGUGCCACAGGGGUCUUGUACGUGUCAGCGGUGGCCUGCUCGGCGUAAUGGGGAGGUUCCACGUCGUCCCGGAUGCGUGCAGCUAUAACAUCCUGAUGAAGGGGCACUGCUUGUAUGGGCAGGCAGAGGAUGCCUUCAAUCUGUUUGACGAGAUGCGUGUGACAGGUUGUUGUCCUACUAUCGUCACGUAUAACAUAUUGAUGAAUGAGCUUUGCCGUGAGGGCAGGAUGGUGGAGGCAAGGAUGCUGUUUGAUGAGAUGUUGCAGGCUGGAGUUGAAGUGAAUACAAUCACGUUCAAUGUUUUGAUUGAUGGUUAUGCAAAGGCUGGACAGAUGGAGAACGCUAACAUGGCCUGCGCAGAGAUGAAGGCCAUGGGAUUAAUGCCUGACUGCUGCACCUUCAACAUUCUUUCGGCUGGAGCAUACAAGUUUGGGAAGGCUGCGUUGUUUGUACUUGAUCAGCAGCAGUUGCAUGAAAUGUUUGGUUCACAGUUGUCAACAGAUGGGAUAGAUAUGUUGAUCUGUAGACUUUGUUGGGAUGGGCGAUUGGAUGAUGCCUGGGAGCUCCUGUGUAGCGCUAUUGAGAAGGGUGUUCAAGUGAGCGUUUCAGGAUUUAAUGCGCUGAUUGCUGCAUAUAGCAAGGAGGGAUUUGAUGAAGAAGCUUUUGAGCUAUAUAAAACUAUGAACAAAUUAGGUCUUGCACCAUCAUCAUCAACUUUGAAUUACUUGAUAAUGGGACUGUGUAAUCGUGGGAGACUUGAUCAGGCACGGCUGUUCUUAGAAUAUAUGGUUAGAAUGGGAUAUUGUGUGAUUGCAUCUUUUACCAUCUACUUGGACUCAUCCUUCAGAGCUGGUGAUGUAUUAGGUGCCUUGAAGUGUUGGGAUGAUAUGAAAAUAGUUGGUUUACAGCCUGAUUUUGUUGCCUUCUCGGCAUAUGUCAAUGGUCUUUGCAGACUAGAUUUUCUAGAUGAGGCUUACAAUGGUUUUAUCGAGAUGAUAAGAAGAGGGCUUGUUCCAAAUAAUUUUACUUACAACUCCCUCAUAUCUGCAUUUUGUAGGGCUGGGAAUGUGUCUGAAGCAUUGAAAUUAGAGCAGAAGAUGAGGCAGAGUGGCCUUGUUCCUGAUAUUUUUACGAGGAACAUUUUAAUUGAUGGCUUUUGCAGAGAAGGGGGAUUGAACACAGCUAAUAACCUUUUCUUUGGCAUGUACAGUAUUGGUUUAACUCCAGAUGUUGUGACAUAUAAUACAAUGCUCAAUGCAUAUUGCCGCUCUAAGGAUAUUAAUGGUGCCAUGAUUUUCAUGAAUAAGAUGCUUGCAGAUGGCUGUGAACCUGAUAUUUUCACAUAUAAUAUUUGGAUGCACAGCUUGUGUAGCAACCAUCUGCUGAAUCGAGCAAUGAUGUUACUGGAUGAAUUAGCUGCAACGGAUUGUGCUCCUAAUUCUGUUACAUACAACACAUUGAUGGAUGGGAUCUGCAGCGAUGUUCUAGAUCGGGCCAUGAUUCUGACUGGCAGACUGAUUAAGUUGGCUUUUCAACCCAACACUGUCACAAUUAACAUUUUGUUUUCUCAUUUCUGCAAGAAUGGUUUUGGAAAGCGGGCUCUUGUGUGGGCUGAGAAGCUGAGAGAUGAUUCCUUCAAUUUUGAUGAUGCUACAAGGAAUAUACUUGACUGGGCAUACAGGGAUAUGGAGGAUGAUCCUCAUGCUAGCAGUGCAGACAUUGAUAAGUGCCUAUUUCUCGAGUUCUUAAUGCUCAUGACAUGCACAACUAUUCGCAACAGCAGAUCCUUCAAGUUUACACAUGUACCUAUAAAUACAGUUUUUGGUCAUUCUGGCAGAAAAAGUUUGGAUACUGGAUGAUCAUUGAAAUGUUGAAUUCAUAUCCGCGUGAGCUACUGGAUAAUUUUCAGGUCAUGGACAGCUCUGCUGCAGGAGUAACAUAUUCACUGUUAUGCUUUUUCAUGACUGACAGUGCGAUAAGAUGCAAUGGCUACUGUUCACAUUGUUACUGUCAAAUGGAAAGUCAAAGGAUUUCAGGAAUAUAUGGUGAUGGAAAACAAGGAGAAGGUUUGUGACAAGGGUGUUGUUUGUUCCUUGUUGUCUCAUUUUAUCUAGCUAAUGAGAAACAAUCGUAAAUGAACUGACUGAUACUGAUAGGCUGCUGGCAAGAAUCUUUUAAAGAUGUUGCCUGCUUAACAAGAGAUGCAGAUAUCAUGUUGGCAGUCACAUUGAAAUAUCUGGGAGUAUAUAUAGACAAGACCAUGUGAGCUGUGGUUCUAUACUUGAGCAUGGAUUGAUAAACAAACAUACACAUAUCAAUGGGGAUAUCCAGAUGGCGAGGCAGGCAAUGCAUGUUGUUUUUGUUUUGUUUUGUUUUUUUUUUGCUAGGUGUUCUCUAUAGCUUCUCUAAGUUUUGUUGUUUCCAUAUUUUUAGGGAUGAGUAGUGAGUUCUGGAGAUUACAUACUACAUUUCUAAUACUUUAGAUUUCCAUGUGAAAUUUUGGUAGCACAAUUGGAUCUGAAACCACCAAAUGUACAUUCAAAUAUUCAAGCAUACAUACUAACAUGAAGUGUCUGGAUCUUACAAUCUGGAGGUUCUCACAAUGCAUAUUAGUGGUCCAGGUUCCAACUGAAGUCAUUGCUUUGUUGGUAUGCAUCUCUUGUUUUUAAUCUGUCUGUUGUUGGAUAUAAUUCAGCAGAUUAACUUGGCUCUUUAAGUCAGAGCUGUAAACAUAAAGUCAUGAGUGGAUGUGAAACCUGGCUCCUCUAACUGCUAGGAAAGAGUACACAAAACAGAGUUAAAUAUGCCAUUUUUAUACAGUUCUUUUUUGACUUGUAUCUUUAUUGACAGUUGUUGUUCAAGCAUAAUACUGAAGCUUGCAGCUUGUCCUAGGGAUGUUAUUGUCUUAAUUCUCUCCCAUUGUAACCUUUACAGGUCAUAGCAUGGUCAUAAGACAAGAUAGCACUCGCUUCAAUAUCCAUUGCCCCAAACUUGUCAUCUUCAAUAAGCCAUUUACACAAACUGUGUUUUUGUUAACAUUGUUGUCUUGGGGUUUUACUUAUCAAAGAAAUAGCAGAAAAUAUUUAAUAUCACUUCUCGGUCCCAAUGAACUAUCACACAUUGGAUAUGAUUUUAAUUGAAGUUUUACUAUGGUUCUUUCACCUUGCUCAUGAAUCCAUCAUGUAGUGAUUUAUCUGCAUUUUGCUGACGAGCAGUGCUAUGUUUACUUACAAAAUUCUUACUAACAAAGUUCUCAACCAUUUGAUUCAAGUAGCAGGAAGUUAUAGAAAAGCUAGAUUCAGUCAUGGUAUGCCACAUCACCGUUAGUAAGUUUGUAACAAUUAUUUUGUACGUGUAGCCUUUUCCUUUGCUGAAUUACUUCAAACUAUUUAAGAAGGUUUACAGUUUACACCAGUUGGGAUAGUAUUUCAUGGACAGGUUUCACCUUUAGAUUAUAAACAGUGGUUACCUUUGUUCUGUUGUGGUUGAAAUUUUACCUGCCAAACACUUUGUGAGCAUCAGAACAAAAAUUUAUAUCUCGAUUUGCUCAUAUGAUUCUGUACAUGUUCACAAUGUUUCUGAAUAUUUAUCCGGUGCAAUAGAUGAAUUUAUUCAUGUACGGUACUCAAUAAUAUCUGGAUACCACACUGUUGAAUACUUGAAUGGCCUAGGAAUUUGAACUGGUAAGAUCAAAUUAUGGCAAAUGCUCUGAUGCACUAUGGUUAUCAUAGAUGGAUUAUCGUUAGUCAUCUUGCUUCAUCAGGCAAAAGCAUCCAUAGUCUGAGUUGUUUCUGAAAUUUUUUUUGAAGGGUGUGUAGUUGAUUUCCCACUUCUGUUCUUGUAUGAUUAUUAUACCAUUUCUGAUCUGGCUCAAAACUAUCGAAAUUUCCUCUGUUCUGUUUGUCUUGUGGUUGAAAUUUUAGCUAUUCAUGACUCGUGAGUAGCAGAGAAAAAAAAAUACUUCAACUUACUCAUAUAAUUCUGUACAUGUUCCCAAUGUUUGUGAGUACUUAUUUGAAUAUAAUAGUUGAAUUUAGUAAUAGACAGAACUUGGUAAUGUUUGGAUACCACAAUUUGUUGAAUGACCUAGCUUUUUAAACUGCUAAUAGGACCAGUAAAUUGUGGCGAAUGAUCUAGAAGUUCAUUUCUUCUUUUGCUUCUGCAAGUAUUUUUUUUAUACAUGUUUUCUUAGAUGGCUUCCCCCAUAUAUGUUCCAUAUUUGGCACAGUGUUUCAUAGAUUUCUAGUUAUGAUUUUAACUUAAUAUUGGAGUCAAUCAUCUGCUUUAUUGUAUGUAUCUGAUGGUUAGUUUGUUUCUUUAUGCUUUGAAUGCAAAGUGCUUCAAGAUCGUAAGAUGGGUAUGCACUGAUCUUAGGUUUAGAAUUUCUACUUGUGGCAUAACAAUAUUUGAUUGCUGCAUCCUGAUAGUUCCUGUGAUUGGCUUUGCUCAAACCACUGAUCUUAUGUUUAACAUUGUUGUAUGAGUGCCUUUGGUACUAUUCAUAUCUGUGCUCAGUAUUGAUGUUCUCCUCGAUGUCACUUCUUUUGCAUAUGACUUUCACAAACAGUGGAAAGCCUAAGGACUAUGAUGUCUGUGAAGGAACCAACGGAUGGCCAUGCGGUAGAUCCGGAAAAAUCCUCUGAAUCAAGUGUAGGAGUUUGUUCAAAGGAGCUAUCUGACAGUUCCAGUAUUUCCUGUUGUAGAGAGAACCAACGGGACUUAAACUGCAAAGAAGUCCUACACGAAUCAUCAAUCAAUAGCUCCCCUAACCCCACCGUUUCUCUCAUUUUUUUGGAUUAUUUUUGGGCUCCUUGUUUAAUUUACACGUUGUCUUUUACUGUUUUGGGCUCCUCAUGCAGAUUAGCUUGACGCUUUGCCUUGUUGUGUCCGGUACCAUCAACCGGGUGUUGGAUGUUUAUGCCGAGCAUGUAUGCUCUAUGCGUUUUUUCAAAAAAAGAAAAACUCUCAGGAAACAACGAAGUAGUCCUCCUUAUUCUAAUUUUUACGAAAAAGGACUUACCUUUAUAUGAAAUACAAUGUAAUCCCAAAAAGUACGAGGGCAUUCUCAAAAAAACAGAUCCUAAUCCAAUCCCUCCUCUUACUCUGCUGCCAACCCAUCCCCAACACGCAACAUCUCUCUGCCCAAUCCGCCAUCCCCAUCCAUCAGGCUAAUCCAUGCGGCCUCCUCCCGGCCGGGGGCAAGGACGGCGCCGGCGUUUACAAAGACGACGGAGCAAGGGGACGACAUGCCUCCUGUGCUGACCUCCUCUACCGUGAUGGCCUCCUCGACCUUGUGGUUGCGUCCACGGGGGGAGGGAGGAGGCGGCACCCGCCCGAGCUGCCGCCGGUGCUCCCCUCCUCCUUCUCCAUCCACUUGUGGUGACGGCGGCGGUGGCGGCGGGGGGAGGGCAGAUCCGGCGCCCGACGCCGGCGGAUCCGCCGUCGUGCCCCCUCCCUUCCCUUGUGGCGGCAGUGGCGAAGGUACCUACGUUGGCGGCAGAGCCGGCCGCGCGUCUGCCGCCGAUGCCCUUCCCUCAUGGCGGCGUCGGACCGGCCGCCGGCGCAGGACUGCCAUACGUCUUCCCCCGUCGCCGCGUUGCCUCUCCGUCCUCUCCUCCGCAGCUUCCCAACUGUUCCCCUCUCAACUCUCGACCUCUCCUCUCUACGCGGAACACCAUGACCGUCGCCGCCGAGGUCGACGCAUCCCCUGACGGAGAGGAGAGGAGGAGGCAAGCUUGCAAUCGCACAACCAUCUAUCGAUUUCUCCCUUCCUUCUCUUUCUUCUUUCUUUCUUUCUUUCGUUUCCCCCUCUCACAUGUCAGGUUAUUUUUUCUCCUCAUCCUCUCCGGAUGAUUUCACUUUUGCUCGAAAUCUCUCAUGUUGUUGUGUUGAAGGCGGCGAAGGGGGAAACUUUGGUGGUGGUGGUGGCCGGAGAGGAGGAUGGCGGCAGCGGCAGUGACGGCGGCGGGUACGACAAGGCCGGGAUGGACUCCGGCAAGUACGUGCAGUACACGCCGGAUCAGGUGGAGGCGCUGGAGCGGGUGUACGCCGAGUGCCCCAAGCCCAGCUUCUGUCGCCGCCAGCAGUCGCCAACAUCGAGCCCAAGCAGAAGAUCAAGGUCUGGUUCCCAAAACAGAAGCCUACAAAUGUUUGACAAGAAGAGGAUGAAAGAGUGACAUAGGCGAGCUCUGUAGCAUAUAUAGAAUGUUUGCUAUCCACUGGUACAUCUUUAACCCGAGCCUACCUACUGUAUAGAUGUGUUUAGUACGUGCUUACUAUGCUUAAUUUUGGGGAUAAUAUAGUGCGACGUGUAAGAAAAUUCAGAACUAUGUUGUAUGCUCUAGCUGAAUUUGUUUACUUCCUACAAAAAAAAUGGAUGAACUACUGAUCCAGUUCAUGUUGUGAUCCUCCUCCAAGGAGUUUGUUUUGUUUC
This is a messenger RNA of Oryza sativa Japonica Group (Japanese rice), 7202 nucleotides long. The record is from RefSeq and is a predicted model, not a curated record. NCBI's taxonomy places the organism in Eukaryota, Viridiplantae, Streptophyta, Magnoliopsida, Poales, Poaceae.